CAGCCUAGGAUGCCCUAUAAAAGGUAUCUCUGCCCUUGGCUCCUCAUCCACUCUGGUUCUUUAGCAGAGAGUUCCUGUCUGUGUCUCUGAUCAGGGUUUACUGAACUUCCACAGAUAUGUCCUGCCAGCAAAGCCAGCAGCAGUGCCAGGCCCCUAAGUGCCCACCUAAGUGUCCCCCCAAGUGUCAGACACCUAAGUGUCCACCCAAGUGUCCCCCAAAGUGCCCUACUCAGGCUCCAUGCCCUCCUCCAGUCUCUUCUUGCUGUGGUUCUAGUUCAGGAGGAUGCUGUAGCUCUGGGGGAUGCUGUGGCUCCAGCUCUGGAGGAUGCUGCAGCUCUGGCUCUGGGGGUGGCUGCUGCCUCUUCUCCCAUCACAGGAGAUCCCACAGGCGCAGGCACCAGAGGUCUGACUGCUGUGACAGUGGCAGUGGGCGCAGCCAGCAGUCUGGAGGCUGCUGUGGAAGCUCUGGGGGCUCCUGUGGAAGCUCCGGGGGAUGCUGCUGAUCUGGUGCUCCAACCCAAGAAGAGAAGAGACAAUUUAUUCCUCUUUAUCCUUACUGCUUAGCCCCCUUUGUAAGCUCCUGGAUUUGAAUUGUUUAGAUGUUCAUAGGGGAUGGGGAGAAGCAGGGCCUAUCACUUCUUUAUUAUCAAACCCCCAAUAUUCAAACCACUCUCCUCUUCAUUUAUCCUGUGCAACAAUAAAGUUUUUUGUU
This is a messenger RNA of Monodelphis domestica (gray short-tailed opossum), 712 nucleotides long. NCBI's taxonomy places the organism in Eukaryota, Metazoa, Chordata, Mammalia, Didelphimorphia, Didelphidae. The record is from RefSeq and is a predicted model, not a curated record.